Messenger RNA from Ascochyta rabiei, 441 nucleotides. RefSeq lists its product as uncharacterized. Bases 1 to 441 code for a protein of 146 amino acids. The record is from RefSeq and is a predicted model, not a curated record. The transcript has a single exon. NCBI's taxonomy places the organism in Eukaryota, Fungi, Ascomycota, Dothideomycetes, Pleosporales, Didymellaceae.
AUGUGCAAACUCUUACCACGCACGCCUGCACGAAUGCCACAUACCAUUCGGAUGUCAAACUUUACACGCCCCACAGCCGAAGGGCGUUCAUCGACCGCCAUCAAACUCAAUCUCAUCAGCUGCCCUACACAACCUCUAGAUUACAGCACGUACGGUGACGAUCUCCACCCGUACCGGGAAAUGCUCAGCGUCUCUUGCACAUCGCGUUCAGACUCGCACCAUCUAGCGUCGGUACUUUCCAAGCGGUCUGGAACGGCGGUCAGCCGAGUCAUGUCAAAAAACGACGGACUGAGUUUCGGUCUUUUAGCGGACAUUUGGUGCGAACCAGCUGCUACGAUCUACCGAACGCAUCAUCGCCGCGUGAGUGUCUUUUCCCGGGGGUCCACUGAGUGGAUAUGGGAUGCUACGGAAUUGGAUGCUGAAUGUGCCGUUGUCGCGUGA